CCAUUUCUGAAAAAUUGGCUUCCUAAAUCUUGUUUUAGAAGCGCAGAAAUUCCCUCCAAAACCAGCGUCUUUAUUUAUACUCCCAAUCCGUCACUUUCCUUGUACCCCUGCAGCGUAGAGGAAGAAGAAGAAGAAAGAACUCAAAGAAGGAUAAUGGCAGGAGGAGGAUCGAAGGCGAACCCUCCGAAAGCAAGGAAGAGAGUUGAACCCGAGUCCGGUUCACUCAAACGAGCCAGAGAUGGCAGUGCCUUUACCCGCUGCGGUGAGUGCAAUAAAGAUGUGCCGGUGGUUCUUAUUGAUAUGCACAGUUGUGGCCUUGAAGCCAAAAUUAAGAUGAAUUUGGAAUCCCAGGGUGUGGAGAAAGUAGCUAAAGAGCCUAAAGUUACGAAGGCGCCUGCAACUAAAAAAAAAGCAACGCCGGCAGAGACGCAGCCAAAGAAAACCAAAAGACUGAGGAAGAUUAAAGAUCCAAACAUGCCCAAACGCCCUCCAACUGCCUUCUUUCUCUUCAUGGAUGAUUUUAGAAAGACUUACAAGGAGGCAAAUCCAGAUUCUAAGAGUGUUGCUGUGGUUGCAAAGGAAGGUGGUGAGAAGUGGAAGUCUAUGACAAAUGAAGAGAAGAAGACCUACACUGAUAGAGUGGCAGAGCUUAAAGCAGAGUAUGAGAAGGCCAUGGAGACUUAUGAGGCUGAAAAUGCCAAUGUAAGAGAUUUAUCUCAAUUCAUUCAAUAUCUUGUGUUCUUAAACUUCUCUAUUUGAGUCUUAUCAUCUCUUGCUCUUUGAAUGUUCAGGAUGAAGGGGGUACAGAAAAGGAAGCGGAUUUAAUAUCUGAUGAAGAAUAGGAUAGGAUAAGCCAGAAUUCUUUAUGAGAAUUCUAUGAAUCUCGUUUUGAAUCCUUGUAAAUUUUUGAUUUUGUUAGUUAAAUGGGGGUUUUAUGUAGAAGUUAGAAAUUUUCCAAUGGCAAUAUAGUUUUCAUGGUA
Malania oleifera is the source of this 980-nucleotide messenger RNA. Its product is annotated as high mobility group B protein 7-like. The coding region runs from base 154 to 759 and encodes 201 amino acids. The transcript is spliced from 7 exons. NCBI's taxonomy places the organism in Eukaryota, Viridiplantae, Streptophyta, Magnoliopsida, Santalales, Ximeniaceae. The record is from RefSeq and is a predicted model, not a curated record.